AUGAUCAUGAAGACAAAUGGUGAAACAGAGAAGAAAGGAAGAUUUUCCAUUAUUGGAAUUGCUUCAGGAAAAGUUCCACAAUCACUUAAGAAAUCAUCAAUUUACUUCAAGCGAGAUCAAUACGAUCAAAAUGAAAUGAAGGAAGUAUGCAAAAAUGUUGAUGACAUUGUUAAAAACUUUGAAUUAAAUAACACAAGAAAUUGUGAAUUGUAUUCCAAAUUAGAUAAAUAUUUAGACACGAAACAAUUCAAUUAUUUAUUAAGAGAAAUCACUUCAGUUGAACGAAAGAUCAGCCAAAGAGUCAAUCAUCCAUGGGAGAAAAUUGAAAUUACUAUCGAGCCUUCUGGAACUGCUUCGAUUUUGAAAAUUGAUAAAAAGAAAAUCAUAGCUGGGAAAGAUUUAUCACUUUGCUUGAUUUCAAGCCAUCCUUGA
Trichomonas vaginalis G3 is the source of this 432-nucleotide messenger RNA. RefSeq names its product nuclear chaperone required for maturation and nuclear export of pre-60s ribosome subunits. The record is from RefSeq and is a predicted model, not a curated record. The coding region runs from base 1 to 432 and encodes 143 amino acids. The transcript has a single exon. NCBI's taxonomy places the organism in Eukaryota, Parabasalia, Trichomonadida, Trichomonadidae.